Messenger RNA from Esox lucius (northern pike), 7220 nucleotides. RefSeq names its product collagen, type XVI, alpha 1 (gene col16a1). The record is from RefSeq and is a predicted model, not a curated record. The coding region runs from base 347 to 5191 and encodes 1614 amino acids. Lineage: Eukaryota; Metazoa; Chordata; Actinopteri; Esociformes; Esocidae. Gene Ontology annotation, cellular component: collagen type IX trimer. The transcript is spliced from 70 exons.
GAGAGAGUAGACAGAGAAACACAGAGAGAGAAAGAACAAAGAAAGAAAGAGAAAAGUAGAGAAUAAAAGUUUUUGAACAUCGGCCAGCAGAAAGUGGGGAGGGGAAAGAAGUGGGACAUGAUCACUCUGGCAGUAACCUUUUCUUUUCCUCUGUAAAGCUUCGGCAGAAAAGUCUGAGAGGAAAAACUGAGUGGAUUACUACAGCAGGGCAGCAGCAGAAGGAUUUAACCCACCUAAGCACGGAUUUAGGCCUACUGGCCACUGGAUUCAUGUGGUCAUAACUGAAGGGAUCUAUCAAUAGCUUCAGGUAGAAGUUAAAGUGUGUGUGUAAUCAGAGGAGUGAGCCAUGAGGAAUAUCUGCUCCUUCCUGGUUCUACUGUCCCUCUGGUCAUGUGACCCGGCGACAUCAUACAAAGAAGUGCCAUGCCCUGUCCAACAGGUAGAAGGCUGGAAGUUCCCAUUAUCAGAAAGUCACAACAUCACAGGUUUCAAUCUAGUCCGUCGCUUCUCUCUGCUGAAGACACCAGCGGUCAAGAAGAUCCGUAACCCCAGAGGAGCUGUCAUCCUCCGACUGGGCAAGACCGCCCUAAUCCAGCCUACAGAUCAGGUGUUUCCUGAUGGUCUUCCUGAUGAGUUCACCCUGGUAUUCACUCUGCUACUCAAGAAGAAAACACUGCGAGACAACAUCUACCUCUUCCAGAUCUCUGAUGAACAUGGAUACCCCCAGUUCUCUCUGGACCUGAACGGCCCCGAGGGCACCCUGACGCUCCGUGCACGGGGGGCCGACCCCCUGGGUGACGCGGUGGGUUGUGUGUUCAAUGUGGACUCCCUCCUGGACGGUCGCUGGCAUAAGCUUGCCCUCAGCGUCGCGCAGGAGGCAGUCUCUCUGCACGUGGACUGCAACUCUAUUGAGACCAAGUACCUGGAGCCCCGUGGAGAGCUACCCACCAAAGGACAUACCCUGCUGGGCAUCCGAACAGUCGAUGCUGCCCCUGUGGAGAUGGACAUCCAGCAGUUGAUGGUGUAUUGUGAUGCCUCCCUGGCUUUUCAGGAGGCCUGCUGUGACAUCCCUGGAGCUCGGUGCCCCUCUGAUGCCCCCAAGAGUCGCCGUGCUGCGGAGAACGACCUGGAGCAUAAUGUCCUUGCCUUUAACCAGGAGACCAUUGAAUCCCAGGGUCUGGCGGAGAAGUGUGCUGGAUGUAUUCUUCUCAACGACGACCUAAACCUGGCGUCUGUUAGACACCCUGGACAGCCCAGAAUGAAGGGAGAGAAGGGAGAACCGGGUUCUGACUGCAGUGGAUCUGGUUCCGGUCCAUGCAAAGAGGGACGGAUGGGCCAGAAAGGGGAGAAAGGCGAGUCAGUGCUGCCCGCUAACUGGGGAGAAGCUGUCGGGCACAAAGGGGAAAAGGGACAGAAAGGUGAUGUUGGUCCCCAGGGAUUAUCUGGAAACCCAGGGAAGGAUGGGCGCGCUGGAUCCAUCUGUGUGGUCGGCCCCAAGGGACAGAAGGGUACCUCUGGAGUGGUCGGCCCAGAGGGGCUUGCAGGGGAACCGGGAAAGCCCGGACUCCCAGGAUUGCCGGGAAUUGGUAAACCAGGUUUCCCAGGUGCCCCUGGAAUGCCUGGUAUGAAGGGAGAUAAGGGGGGGUUAGGAACACCAGGGAAAGAUGGGGAGCCUGGAGAUCCUGGUCCUAGGGGUCCCAUUGGCGGCAAAGGAGAUAAGGGUGACCCAUGUGAGGUGUGUCCUGUCUCAUCUGGAGAGCUUGCCAACUUGGUGGGCAUCCAGGGAAAGCAGGGGCCCAAAGGAGAGGCCGGCAUCCCUGGGAUAGGAGAACACGGCCUCCCAGGUCUUCGAGGAGCAGAUGGGAAGGCGGGGGAAAAGGGAGAGGCAGGGUCGGAUGGGAUCAAAGGUGAAAAGGGGGAUUCAUGCACUGUGUGCCCCACCCUGGGUGAAAUACCUGUUACCGUGGAGCAAGCCCUGAAACUGAGGGCUGAGAAAGGAGAACCUGGACAGAAUGGAGAUAAGGGGGAGCCUGGGGUCAGUGGUCUGGCAGGGCCAAGAGGGGAGAAGGGAACUCCUGGUGGCAAAGGAGCUGACGGUAAAACGGGCAAAGCUGGACCCAGGGGACUUAGUGGAAAAGAUGGACAGAAGGGGAUAAAGGGCGAUCCAGGAAUUCCUGGUUUAGGAUAUCCAGGCCCUAAGGGAGAGAAGGGUGCGUCGUGUGAUGUAUGCCAGCCUUCUGAGGUGGGUAGUGGGACAUCCUUUGUCAAGGUGCCAGCAGGUAUACCAGGUGAACCUGGCCCUCCGGGUCCCCCCGGGCCUCCAGGAGAGGGAGUUGAUGGCAAGCGGGGUGUGCCAGGUCUUGACGGUCUGAAAGGAGUGAAGGGAGAACAGGGGGAGCCGGGAGACCAAGGAUUGGCCGGUGCCCCUGGAGUAGCAGGCCUGCCUGGAGAGCCUGGUCGGGAUGGACUAGCUGGACUGAAGGGAGAGAAGGGAGACGCAUGUGAAAGCUGUGCACCUGUUUCUGGGGGGGAGUUUGGUGUAGGAGGGGCGCAGGGACCCAAGGGAGAGAGGGGUGACCCCGGACCCCCAGGAGAGGGAAAGGCAGGGAAACAUGGUAGACCGGGGCUUCCCGGUGUCCGGGGCCCUGUUGGACCUAAGGGAAGCCAGGGGGAACCAGGAGUUGACGGAGUCGGCAUCCGAGGACCUCAGGGAGAAGAAGGACCUAGGGGCAUACCAGGGGUGGUUGGUCCCCCAGGAAUACGAGGACUUCCUGGACCUACUGGACCUGCUGGGGACAAGGGUCCUAAAGGGGAAGAAGGGCCACCAGGACCCCAGGGUCCCAUGGGUGUGGGUGUAACAGGACCCCCGGGGAAAGACGGCGCAGAUGGCUACAAUGGCAUCCCAGGAGCUGAUGGAAGAGAUGGAUCUGACGGAGCCAAGGGGGACAAGGGUGAGCCGGGAGAGUGUACAUGUGUCAGUCCUCCAUACACAGGAGCAGGAGGGCCUGGAGCCCCAGGAACUCUGGGAGGAAACAUGUGGCAGGGCCCCCCGGGACCACCAGGCCCUCCCGGUCCUCCUGGGCCACAGGGCUUCAUCGGCACCCCAGGCCCCCAGGGUAUCCCUGGCAACGACGGGGUACCAGGGCAGCCGGGUCUGCCUGGAAGCACCCCCCCUCCCCCUCUUCUCCCCCAGCACCUGAGGCUUCCUCAGGAUCAAGACACGAGCGGAGGGGAUGGAGAGGAGGGAUGCGUCGACUGCACCAAGGGUUUGCCGGGUGUGCCUGGAAUGGCAGGCACCAAGGAAGAGAAAGUAGAUGAGGGCAAGCCCGGCUUAGGCCAGGACGGCUGUGAAAAGUGUUUCUUAAACCAUCGACUUCAGAGGGAGGAGGCUGCACAGAUGCCUUCUGUCACUACCACUAAUGGAGGCUGCGGACCAGGAAUUCCAGGACACCCGGGACAACAAGGACCCCCUGGAAUAAGGGGGGAGCCAGGCCCCAUGGGGCAAAGGGGACAAGCUGGCAUCCCAGGAAAUAUGGGUCCUCCUGGCUUCCCUGGUCCUCAAGGUUCAUCUGGCUUACCUGGUCAACAGGGAGAAAGAGGGCUAGCUGGACCACCGGGUUUGAAGGGAGAAAUGGGCUCUCCUGGGACUCCUGGAUACCCGGGUUCUAUGGGACAACCUGGACUUCCUGGCCUGAAGGGUGAUCGAGGGACCCCAGGUACUUCAGGAACUAAAGGAGAAUCGGGUCCACCAGGCAACCCAGGAUACCAGGGGCAAGCUGGAGUAGCAGGUCCCAAAGGAGACACAGGACCGGCGGGUUCUGAAGGACCGAAGGGAAAUCAAGGCUCCCCAGGACAGCCAGGAUUCCCAGGCACAUCGGGCCCGCCUGGUCCCCCUGGUAAACAGGGGAGAGAAGGACCCCCUGGACCCAAGGCUGAAAAGGGUAAUGAUGGAGCUUCAGGACCACAGGGUCCAACUGGACCUCCAGGCUCUACUGGGCCCCCUGGCAUUCAGGGACCCCAGGGAUUUGAGGGAUUGGACGGUAAAGAUGGUAAACCAGGGUUACGGGGAGAGCCAGGACUUCCAGGGGUAGUGGGACCCAGAGGAAUUCCAGGUUUCAAAGGGAAACAUGGACAUGCUGGCUUUCCUGGACAGAAGGGUGACGCCGGACCAGUAGGUCCUCCCGGGCCAGCUGGCAGACCAGGACCAGAGGGUGACGCCGGAACACCUGGGCCUCAAGGUCGACCGGGCCCCCCAGGACACCUUGGUUCUCCGGGACCAGCGGGACCUCCGGGACCAGCCGGCAUAGUAGGAGUGGGCAUAAAGGGUGAGAAGGGCCAGCCAGGAGAACGUGGGCUUCCGGGGAUGACUGGAUCUGUUGGUCCCCCCGGUCAUCCAGGAAUGCAGGGAGAACCAGGCAGUGAUGGAGCAGCGGGUAAAGAUGGAGCACCUGGUCAGCCAGGAGACAAUGGACAGUGUGGUCAAAAGGGUGAGCCAGGUGCCGCAGGUCAGAGAGGCGCCCCAGGGGAGCGAGGCCGUCCCGGACCCCCAGGCGGAGGGGCUUAUUCUUCCAAGGCUGAUACUCCUGUGAUGGGCCCAGUGGGACCCAGGGGAGAGAGGGGCACUCCAGGCUCACCAGGCCCUGCAGGGUCCCCUGGACCUCCAGGGUCACCAGGCAACGAGCCUGUGGUCAACUAUGACAACAUCAAGGACUUUAUUCGCCAGCAGGUCAUUAAGGUCUUUGAUGAGAGAAUGUCCUACUUCAUGUCUCGGAUGCAGCAGCCACAAGAGGUGUCAUCUCCGGGUCGCCCUGGGCCUCCAGGGAAAGAUGGCAACCCAGGUAGAGAUGGGUCUCCAGGAGUCCCCGGUCAACCAGGACAGAUCGGCAGAGAAGGCCGCCAGGGACCCCCAGGGCCACAGGGUCCGCGAGGUAUGACCGGACAGAAAGGUGAAAAGGGCGUUGGUGAGAUGGGGGACAGCGGACCACCAGGGGCACCAGGUGUCCCCGGUGUCCCCGGCUACGGUAAGAUGGGCCCCAGCGGGCCCGUGGGCCAGCAGGGUGUCCCUGGAAUCCCUGGAACCCCUGGACAGCCAGGCCAGAAGGGCAGGGAGGGCCGGUGUAACCCCUCUGACUGUAUGAGCCAACCAGUAGAGUGGAACCCUAAGGGCCCCCUCUCCAAGGGCCCCUACUAGAGAGAAGGAACAUGGAAAAAGAGAGAGGGGAGAGAUGGGGCCAGGAGAGGAGGGAGUGAUGGAGAGAAAGAUGACCAAUAACCAGCAGCUGCUCGUCUGAUCAACAGGAAUCCCAGGAGAUGAAAUGUACAUGGAUUCCUCCAUCUGUCAUCGUAGUGUUUUGUUGUUGUUGUUGUUUUAUCAUCAAAGUGUUUGCCAUUUAGAUGUCCUCAGCGCAGGCCAAAGAGGCUUUGAUCAUGGAGAUGGCUGGACACUAUGGUAUCUUUUUUCUCUUUGCUCUGUCGCGUACAUUCUGUUAAUUCCUGCAAUUUUUCCAAACUAGCUGUCAGUUCUUCCAAUAAGGAGACGUAUUUAGUUUGACAAAACCAGCAGAAGCAAACCCAGCCUUUGAAAUGUCCCAGUUCUUCCACAUCCUCCCUGUUCUCAUCGCCAUUGUGAUCAUAUUCUGCUUUGAUGCUUCUGUCUAUCCAUAGAAACAGAAAGAAUAGAACUGGCAUGGCAGUGCCUUUUCCCAAAUUCCCAUUCUAAUUAUGUCUAUAUGCAUUAUAUGUUGUUUAAGUUUAGAUUUUUAUGCUUGAAUACACCCUUAUCAUAUCGCUUUAACAGAUCUGUAUGCCAUACCCUCACAGUUCCUAUGAUCUCUUACCUGGUUGUGAAAAAUGAGAUGAGAACUACACACAAACCCCCCCCGCUGGCUUAGAGUGCCUGUUUUGUAAAUAUUUGUAUUUAUAUAUUACGGCAUUUUAUAACUUUUGUAUUUUGGAAUUGGCGUCAGCAUGGCUUACCGUGUUCUUGUCAUGGUCAGCUGUCUUUUAUCCACUGUGAGUGUUGUAUCUCAUAAGCUUUCAAAGUGGAGUUAUUUUUUCUGUACAAACAAGUUAUGUAUGACAGAAUUGUGCCUUCUGUGUGAAAAUAGAAUGGAUUUAUAUAUGAUGCAAUAAUUGAGCUUUGGAAAGUAUUCUCUCUCAUGUUCCUCUGUAUAGAGUACAGGACAUAUAAUGACAACUAUAGCAAAAGUGGCACAAUAUCACUUCCUAAUUAUUUAGUCUCACUAAAUCACAAAGCUGAUUUUUCACAACAGAAACUUAAAAUGGAUAACUUUCUCCUAAAUGGACACCACUGGUACUAAUAUUGACACUAGGGAUUUUCAGAAAUCCUGGUUGAGUGACUCCAAGACUCGGAAGUAGAUAAUCGGGGGGAACUUGGAUUCCAUUGACCAGGAUUUCUGGACAUUUUCAUAAUUUGAAUUUUGUGACCCUGUUUAAGUGAAAAUAUGAUUUUUAUCAUCUAACCAAACACUCACUGGUCACACUGUGCCAAACAACAAACUAACUAAAAACAAAUGUUAUGCUAUCGUCGUUGUAUGUUCUGUCCUUUUGGUGUUAUAUCUGUUGGGUAAAAACUACAGAUCACUUACAACUAGCUGUGAAAUUGAUGUAUUUCCUGUUUUAGAAUGCUAUGGGUGCAUUACUUCAUAUUUCUAAGGGCCAAGGAGUUUUUCAUGACCCUGUGACCUGUCGAGGAAAAACUCUCCAUCCUAGAAAUAGCCCCCUUGCAAUCUAACAGUGACCCUCCUCAUUCCUAGCUCCUUUGAACAUCUUGUUGACAUUACAACCCUCAGUGUAUCUGUUGAUUUUUUUUUUAUGUUGCCGUCAAUUUUUAUAAAGCCUUCCUGUGCAAAGAGAUGUUUUUUUAUGGACACUUUUGGGGAAAAUAGUUAAUAAAUUGUUUAAAGCAGACAUGUUGUUGAUCAACACAUCUGAGACACCAAAGAGUUUGACAGGUCCAGUUCCCUGCUGUUCUCUUUCGCUGUGAUAUCAUUUCCUGCGGUAAAAGAUUUCCACUGAAUUGGUUGUUCUUGUUUCUGUGAAUGAAAGAGCACUCUGUAGCCCAGGGUGGUCCAGCAGUCAAGCCUGUCUUCGGUGUGCAUGUAAGCCUUCAGCAGGGGUCCAAACACGGCCCACUUCUUUUUCAGUAAAAAAUCUAUUUCUCUCCCCACUGUCUCUAUCAAUAAAAGAAAGCAGACAUG